AUGAAGAACUUCAUGGAGCAGGAAAGUAAUAUGAAGAAUCGAGAUACAGCGUACGAGCAAUCUCGAGGGUGCGGGACUCCCUCACGACCUGUGACUGCGGCUAAAAAGGUGAAGAGCUAUCUUUCAUCGCGCCUUUAUCGUCAUUCGGAUGUUCAGGAAGUAUUGAGCAGCGGGAGUGUAGUAGGUAUUGGAAGACCAGCAACACUAUGGCCGACAACGGAUAUGAGAGAAGAAGAAAAGGCCAUAGUCAGCGCCAACUCUUUUAACAAGCGCUAUUCCCCUCUGACAGAUGCUGAUGGCAAAAAGAUAGAGAAGACGAAUACUGGAAACCCAUUACCGGCACUGAGACGAAAACCUAAAUUCAAAGAAGUCUUGAGAGAAAAGCUGAGAGUUCCGACGACGUCGGCAGGAGAGGAGGAGGUCAGAGAUGAUAGAGAGACAGAUUUCCGCAAACUCCAAGCCCUACGAAAUAAAAUUCGAGAGGGUAAGUUAGAACAAGCUGUCCGUCCAGUCCAGAAUCUUUCAACUGAAAGAUCAUCAUCUCUGCCCCGUCACCCACGCACUUCCCUCUUCGAUCCACCCUUUGCCAGACAUCCGCGGCACAAGAAAGCCAACUCUACUUCCAGUAGAGUAGCAGAAUAUUUCGGGACUACCGCAGACAUUCUCGACGAGAGGCGGAGAGAACUCGCGGGUAAGUUCCGACCACCUUUUGAACACCUCAGCUAUGCCUCCUUUUCUCUCUCCCGCCGUAACUCGACGACAGAUACCUCUGGCUCCCAGACUUCCUCAGAGACUUUCUUCUGCAUAGGUGAAGAUGGUUCGUCUCUAGAGGUGAUCGAUGUUCAGGGAAAACAGGCGGAUAAUGGCGGGAGGAGAAUGAGUGGCGACGGAACUAAUCCUUGGGAGUGCGGCCCUCCCAAGCUCUGCAGACUUUGCAAAAACCAGGGGGUGAGAGGCGUUAGAGGUUUGUGCAACAAAUGUGAGAAGGAUUUCAUGGGGCCGAAAACUCUUGCUUUCGGUGCCUCGUUCUCGCCUCACUCCUAUUCUCAAAAUCACGAGAUCAAGCCAACUCCCCCGCUCAAAGAUAGAGAUAUCCUGUCAGCAAGAAAAGUCAUGACUAAAGAUAAGUCUGCCUAUCAAGUUAAUAAUGAGCAUGGAUAUGUCAGUCUGGGGGUACCGGACAGGGGUGUCUUGAAACGGGUCAACGCAGACAGAAAACCUACGGUCAUAAAACGCACUUCGCAAGAGCAGGGCUCUCGACAGACUGAGCUGAACCUUGGGGAUGUGAAUAAAGAUGAGGAGGAGGAGGAGGAGGAUGAAAAGUACCGGAGGUGGCAGACGAGGUCCACGAGAUCGGAAUAUGAGAGAGCGCGGGAGAUAACCGGGAAUUGGCCUAGUUGCCACGAGAACGGGGACUUCGACUGGUUUGAGGAGGAGUCUGACAUCACACCUCUAGUCGGAGUAGAUGCAAAAGGAAAGUAUAAUACUAUGCAGAGGCACAGUAGCUUCUACCAGUUCUGGGACGAGAUCCUGAGGGAUCAUGGGGCGAAGACCAGAGUGGAGGAUGGUAAAUAA
Molecule: messenger RNA, 1575 nt
Organism: Amorphotheca resinae ATCC 22711
Lineage: Eukaryota; Fungi; Ascomycota; Leotiomycetes; Helotiales; Amorphothecaceae
Exons: 1
Coding region: 1-1575 (524 amino acids)
Source: RefSeq, a predicted model, not a curated record